Molecule: messenger RNA, 5824 nt
Organism: Xyrichtys novacula (pearly razorfish)
Lineage: Eukaryota; Metazoa; Chordata; Actinopteri; Labriformes; Labridae
Source: the annotation of a GenBank genome assembly
GCGGAAGUAACUUUCAUAAUAUCCUGAGUCAUUGCACUCCUGGUUCAAAUCUGCAACGAGACCUCUUAGAACACCCCCUGUCCCGUUACUUUUUCUGUUUUGUAUGUAAGUUUAUUAAAUAAUGGAGGGUUCAGUAUCAAAUGUGGAGGUCUGUAACUUUGCCUACACGGGCCAGUUUGAGAAAUUAAGACAGUGUAUUUUGUCAGAUAAAACGCUUGCCUGCAAAACAGACCAGGUAAGACCGCGUUAUGAUGUGACCAUGAGAUCUGAAGAUUUUUGCCUUUACAUUCCCUUCUGUUUAUAAUUCAGGAUCACAGAACCGCUCUGCACUGGGCUUGUUCUGCCGGCCACACCAACAUUGUGGAGUUCCUGCUUGAUGUGGGAGCUGAAGUGAACCUGCAAGAUGAUGUGAGCCUCCUCAUUUUUCACAUGAUCAUCUUUUCUGUUAGAAGCCAAGUCUGAUACGGUCUGUCUGUACCUUAACCCUAACCCUGGAGGUGUCCCACAGCUAAAACAUGACAGCUGCACUGAACACCCUAUGUCUAUCUGUCCCUAGCAAUCUUAGUCAAGCUAACUUUUUUAUGAAACUGACUCAUCAAUGCAACAUUUAAUUUUAAAUGAAAGACCAGACAAUAUUGUCUCUAAUUUAUAUAUCUGAUAUUCUUUAAUUCAUCAAAUAUUUGGAUUUCAAUCAGAAUCUGAUCAACAGUGUUUCACAAUUAAUUCACAGUGUGAAUUAAUGAUCAUGCAUUUAAGAGGAACAAAAGUUUACAGUUUGUAAAUAUCCCUACCAACCUCAUACAAAAUUAUACUGCCACCCCUCUAGAAGGCGCUAGAGUGCAUACAAAGCCCACACCUCCAGACUCAAGAACAGUUUCUACCAUAGAGCAAUAUAACUGAACAUAAGAAAGCCAGCCAACAGGGACAAUAAAUCAGACUUUUCCCUGUGGUCAACCAAUAAAACUAACAGGACAAUGAGUGCAAUCUGCAAUGGAUGGAUGCAAUAUGGAUGUGUAUAUAUAUAUACAUAUAUAUACAUAUAUAUAUAUAUACCUCAAAUACCUCAAAUCUUUUUCACCACCUGAAGCAGUGCCACGCAAAAGGUUACAAACCCUGAGCGGAGCAAGGAUUCCAUGGCACCUGUGCAGCCGUAACAGCCAACCAUUUAGCCCAAUUUCUCUAGCUCAACGCCCGUACGACAAAACGUUAAAGAGACACAAAGACCUCACAGAUGCAGUAGCUUAUUGUAUUGCAAAAGACAUGCUACCAAUAAGUAUUGUGAAAAUUUAUUUUUUAUAUCGUGAUAUAUCGAUUUUUACUGAUAUGGGAAAAAACAUCUCGGGAUACAUUUUUUCCCAUAUCGCCCAGCCCUAGUAUGUAUGUGUGUGUACAUAUUUAAGAGUGAAUAUGUACAUAUGUAUGUAUGUUUGUGUGAGUGUUCCUUUUAUCCAUGACAUUUCUUCAUAUUUGUGGAUGCAUGUGUGUUUCUGCCAUUCAGGUAUGCCACAGAGGAAUUUAUUGCACCUUGUGUUAUGACAAGAAAGACUUUUCUACCAAUUAUUAGAAUUGACAUGUUACUUGACAGGCUUCAUGGACCCCCCUACACAUCGCAGCAUCUGCUGGCAGAGAAGACAUUGUGAGAGCUUUAAUUUCCAAAGGAGCUCAGCUGAAUUCAAUAAAUCAAAAUGGAUGCACCCCUCUGCACUACGCAGCUUCCAAAGACAGAUAUGAGGUGAGUUAACCCAAGUUACAGUUACAUAAGGUGAUGAGCUUGAUGUGCAUAAUGCCAUACAUUUUUCUAUAUGCUUUAAUUUUUGUGACUUUUUUCAUACAAAACAUGUAAUCAAAGAUCUCUUUAAUGCAAUGUACAGUUUUGUCCCACAUUGGUCACCUUCUGCUACACUUUAUAACAGCAUUUCAGAUUAGAUUAUUGAAUUUCCCUUCAGGGAUUAAUAAAGUUAUUCUUAUUCUUAUUCUUAGAUCAGCAGAUUCCGGUUAGCACAAGCAUUUGCCCACAUGUACCCAUACAAGAGCAUGAGACUGCAGUGUCUUAUGAAUACACAGAAAUCAAGCAGGACUGAACUAAGAAAUAGAGAUAUCCCAGCAGUUCUUUAACAGAGGCUGGAAGUGAAACACAAAUGUGCUGAUUUGUUGUAUUGUAUCAAGUAGUGCUGGUAGUUAAAAUAAACAAAACAAAACAUGCAUGUGAUGAUAUUACUUCAGAGAGGCCUGUAAAAACAUCUUAAACAAUUGUUAAGUUCAUUUAUUAAGAAAAAAAAUGCUCCUCUGAACACGUGACAAAGUGAACAUUGAGCACUCAUCAUUGGCGUGAAUAUGUGUUUCUAGUAUGACAUAUUUUAUAAUGUAAAAACAAGUCUGUGUCUCUUGUGGUAAUUGAAUAUAACUGUCGGAAACAGAUAUCAAAAAUAGAAAAACCACUGGUUAUUGAUAAAUGUUAUAAAAAAGAAACACCAACAUUGAAAUACAGGUUGAUUUCAUCUCUUAUAUUAAAACAAUAAGCCUUUGCUCUUAUCUGGUUGGUUAUCUAGUUGUUUUAUUGUCCUCAAUUAUUACUACACUGUGACUGAAAUGAUAUUUGAUAUACUAUAAGAGAGGAAGUCAUCAAAAUAAAAAGGGAAGAUUUUUGUCAUUACAAUAACUUUUACAAUUUCAGAUUGCCCUGAUGCUGCUGGAAAACGGAGCUGACCCCAAUGCCACAGACAAGUUAGAGUCCACUCCCCUCCACAGAGCAUCUGCAAAGGGCAACUACCGCCUCAUUCAGCUGCUUCUUAAAGAGAGUGCCUCAACCAACAUCCAGGACUCACAGGGCAACACACCACUGUAUGUGUGAACAUGAAUUUGUCAUGUAAAACAUUGUGACUGCUGGUAAAAUUAGGAAGUUAAGGGACAAUACUUCAAGCUGACAGGCACACAACAAAAACAAAGUCAGUUGGGCUGUGUUUAAAACAUAGUGUCUCAUUAUUCUCAAAUGAUAUUCAGCCUCACAGUAGUUACCACCUGUCUUAAUUUUGAAUAUCUAAUGUUUAUUCUUACAGAUUUGGAGUUUUAAAAGCUCCUUUAUGCAUUUGUGAUUCUUUCUCUAAACAGACACCUGGCAUGUGAUGAAGAGCGUGUGGAAGCAGCCAAGUUGCUGGUGGAGCAUGGGGCUAGCAUCUACAUUGAGAACAAGGAGGAGAAGACCCCCCUCCAGUUAGCCAAGGGAGGACUGGGAAACUUACUUCGUCGAAUUGUAGAAGGAUGAUGCAUUUACUUUGUCCCUGUUCAAAUCCCCACCAUUGCCAAGGUACUUUGAGAGUAUUCUCAUCCCAAUCAGUCCCCCCCAGAGCGGCCAGGAGUGACACAUUUGUUUGUGAAAUAGAUGGGAGAUGAGACAAUUGUGAGCGCAAAAGUUGGACCGUACUGCAUCCAGCUCAGGUGGGGCAGUGAAGCCACUCAGAUCUUUAAUUUCUUGUCAGAAACACUCAUUCCUGCACUAAAGAUCAGUGUUUCCAACACUGUAGACUAGUUUCUGAAUUUGAAGUUCUGAAAAAUGGCAGAAUAAAACUGUAUUUUCAGCCUGUUUUAAGAGUAUGUGUAUCUUCAAGGCUACCAAACCCAAGAACGACAGGAUUAUAAGGAGCACCAUUGCUCAUCCUCCUAAAGGGAGCAUGAAGUGAUGUAGAAAAAAUAAUAAUAUUCAAUUUAAUUAUAGGUAAUGUCCAUGCCUGUAAUAUGUAUAAUAUGACUCUUUCCAUAAGCUGAGACACAGUGGAAAAUGUAAAUAGAAACAGGAUGUGAUGAGUUGCAGAACAACCAUGCAAAAUUCAAGAUAAAAAACAAUGUGUCAAGUGUUGAAACCAAGUUUUUUCAUUAUUUAAUGAGAAAAAUUUUCACCCAUUUUGAAUAAAAUGGCACAUUUCAAAAGAACAGCAACUGUUGAAAAAAAAAAAUGGGGGCGUUGUGGUUUGCAGGUGAAUGAACUGAGGCAUAGUGGGAAACUGUCAAAGAAUUCCUGCCUAGAACAUCAUUGACAUCACUUUGUCUGGAUUAGAGGGGAGGGGAGAGGCAAAUUUGCCUGACUGCAGUUACCCAUUGAAAAUGUUAAGCACUUUUUAAAAUGUCAACUACAACAAAGGACAAACGAAACUGCAAAGCCGCUGAAAUCUUACACCAGACAAAAAUGUGAAAAUAUGCAACUCUCAGACUAAGGGCCUCGAUCAGUCUUUUCUGUUCCCAAGUCCUUACAGAGUAUUGUUUUGUUUUUUAUUUUAAAAUGAUGCCAUAGUGGAAAUAGCAUGACCCUAACCAGAGUUUUUAGAAACCUGUUGAAUCUUAGUGCAGGUUCAUUAUUAACAGGAGGUUUUAACUACUUUCUGUUUCAGAUUAAACAGUACCUCAAUGACCAAAUUUCCCUCUCCACCACUGACUGACACAGACACUUUGAAACUAGACCUGAAACACAAAAAAAGUCAGAACAUUAUUUCUUUCAUUGUAAUCACAUGGUUUAAAACAAAAAAACAGAGCAUUGGAUUCACUGCUAGAGAGGAAUGACUAAAAAUUAAUAAAAAUGAAAGUGGGGAAAGUCAGGGAGACUACCGGAUCUCUUUCACUGGAUUUGCAUAGACCAGAAAGAAAGAGGAUGUAAAAAAUUCCGUGAAGGAACAGAGAGCUGGCGGAAGUAUUUUGUCAGUGAAAGUGGGGAAGUCCCAAAGAUCAGCUGCCAUUAAACCACUUUCCAAGGCAUUUUCUUCACAAGUAGCACCAAGUAUGAGAAAUGAAUAUUAAAAAAAAUGUUACAGGUCAGGUGGAUACCAGGAACAUUACAUAACAUGCAGGUUUUGGAGACUUACCGGAGAGACAAGGACCCACCUUACCCGGAGGGACUGUCUGAUAUACACUGUAGUCUACUAACAAGUGUAGGAAAGGGUAUCAAAAUUAGGGGGAUUAAAAAAAUCAGGAAAUUAUAAUGAUUGAAAUUUAACUAUGCUUGGACAAGAGUAGUACAACUGUGGACACUGUUAAGAGGGGUUAUAUUGUUCAGCAACAUGACAUUGAUAAAGGUUAUUUGUGGAGUGAAAAAGUGAGUGGAAAUUUAUUAGACAAUGUGCAAAAAGUUUUGUUUAAAGCAGAAACAAACAAAAAAACCAAGUAGCAAGACAAAGAUUAACUACUACUUCAACCUUGAAUGGGAAAGGCAAGGUGGGUCACCCUUCAAAUUAAUUAAAAUCUUAUUAUGAAAAGGUUGUAAAUGAAAUAAACUCAAUACAAAGCUCUUUAUGGUCUGGGACAAUGACACGUAAAAUGUUACGACUAACAUAUUAAAAAUUAAGCUGUCCCUUCAUAUGUUACAACCAUAGACUGAAUACGGUCUAUGGAUACAACCCAUAACCCAUAACAUAAGAAUAAUGGGGAAAAUGUCAAUGUGGUGUUACCAUAAAAAACAGUACUAAAUAUUUCAACUUGUUCAAAAAAGGAAACAUUUUUAGGCCAAAGUUUCAGCAUUUCUCCUGCUAUAUAUUGCGAAAAUGCAUCCAAUUUUUUUUGUAAAAAAAAUUCCUAACAAAAUGUAUUUUCAAGUGAUAUAAUAAAGUAACUUAAUUAAGUACACUUGAUUACACUAUUGGUGAAAAUAAGUAUGUUGUGGUUGUGUUUGUUGUGGUUACACCACUUGACAUUUUCAAGGGAAAUCCAUCAUUCAUUUUGUAAAAAAAAAAAGGUUUAAAUGCUAUUUGAAAUUAUAUGAAACCAACAGAGAUACAAAAUAUAAAUCUUUGCAAACCUAAUACAAACUUUUAAAACAAUUUAUUAAAACAUUUUUGAAUUA